AGCUUUAACGUAAGCUGUGUAGGUUCCUGGGCUGUCCAGGCAGGAUAUUCCACCACAGCUGCAUGCUUUUGUAAUGUUACAAAAUGUAGUACAGUUAUUUAGGGAAGCUGAGGGUGAGCCCUCACCAUGAUGAAUUCCAGUAGCUAAGGCAAGAGAACAAGUUCCAUUUGAAAAUGCUCGUCUCUCCUUCCCUGGAACCUGUAAACUUCAAUUCCACAGCCGAAAUGUGCCGUGGGCACAGCCCGUAAGAGCAGAAACCGGCCGGAGCCCCCUCUCCGAGGCUGCGAGUGCAGGCCCGCCCCUGGCCGCGCUGUGGGGGAAGGCUAGGCGCCCCGGACGGAACGCCCCGGUGCGGCCUGCUGCAGGCCCUGGGAGCGGUCUCCCGCCCGGCGCUCGGCUCCCGGUUCCCGGCUCCCCGCUACACUGCGCCGCCGAGGAGGCGGACUAGGAGGAGGGCGUUCUGCGGCGCCCGCCGCGGCCAGACGCCCCCCAGUCCCUCAGAGCGGGGCCGGCCAUCCCGAGCCAGACCCGACGCCGUGGCUGCGAGGAGACGCGGCCGCUGUCGGCGGGAGGAGUGAUGCCCUGCCCCGCAUGGCUGGCGGGCGCGCGGCGGCAGCGGCCCCAGCCGCCACGCAAGAAACAUGCUUCAGAAAUUGUGGUACAGAUUUCGAAGGUCACUGACGCACUUCUGCAAACCAGUUAUUGCUCAAUUCCAGUUAGUGUUGUGUACACGAGACCAUUAAAAUGGGUUUUUUUGUUUCUCCUUGUAUUUUCUGUCACAGCAGUGUGGUAUGUAGCUUUUUCUUCCAACACUGUGAUUGAGCAUACAAACCUCAUGCAUUUCUAUGAAUAUGAACCAAUUUACAAGCAACAUUACCUCUUCACGCUGCGGGAGCGCUUGAAAUGCAAAGACAUAAAUCCAUUUCUGGUCAUCUUGGUGUCUUCACGUCCCGAGGAUGUGACAUCGAGGCAGGCCAUCAGGAUAACGUGGGGGUCUCAAAGCUUCUGGUGGGGACAUCGAAUUCUAACCCUGUUCUUGCUAGGUCAGGAUUCUCAAAGAGGAAACAAUGCUACAGGCCUGUCAGUAGAAGAUGAAAGCAUCCUCUAUGGUGACAUAAUUUGCCAGGACUUUAUGGACACUUAUGACAAUCUGACCUUGAAAACAAUCAUGGCGUUUCGGUGGGUUACUGAGUUCUGUUCAAACACUAGGUUCCUCAUGAAGACUGAUACCGAUGUCUUCAUCAACACUGCUAACUUGGUAAAAUUUCUUCUGAAGCUAAAUUCCUCAGAAAAUAUUUUUACUGGUUAUCCUCUCAUCGAUAACUUUGCCUACAGAGGCUUUUACCAAAAAACAUACAUCUCGUACGAUGAAUAUCCAUUCAGGUUGUACCCUCCGUAUUGCAGUGGGAUGGGCUAUAUCCUAGAUGGAAAACUGGCCCUGAGAGUUUAUGAACUGAUGAGUCAUAUCAAACCUAUUAAAUUUGAGGAUGUUUAUGUUGGAAUUUGCUUAAAUCUGCUUAAUGUGAACAUCAGUAUUCCGGAAGAUAACCAACAAUUCUUUCUUUAUAAAAUUAAUUUUGAUAUCUGUAAGUAUAGGCAUUUGAUUGCAGUACAUGGCAUUACAUCAAGUGAAAUAAUCAGGUUUUGGCAGGAUUUGUCAUCAGACACUUCAGUUAUUUGCCUUUGAUUCUGUAUUAACACAUAAAGUGAAACCUGUUCGGUGUGAAAACGUCCAGGGCAACACCAAACCAAACCACAGCUGCAGAGAUGGCUUCAACUGAAGGAGGGCUGUGCUGCUGGGGCAGAGUGCAGUGACAGCAUUUCUCUGGGACUUUCUGCUACUCUGAAAUAACGUUAGGAAUUCACAAAGCACUUUUCCAUGUACGCACCCUGUGCAUGCAGGAUAGUUUGGAAUACACCAUCCUGACUUCCUCUGAUGCUUCUCAAUGUGAUCAGCUAUAGCUACAGGAUUUCUACUUGAAUCUUCUGGACUAUAUGAAAUGUCACCAAGGAAUAAUGCUUAUGCUAAGAAACUGGCUUUGGAGGUGCUUCCCAAAUUCCUGCCUGUAUUUAUUGGUUUUGCAAGUGCAUCACCCUUUGCCACUCUCAUUUGUUCUCUGCCCAGCACGAAGCUUCUGCCACCCUUUUUCUUUCACUAUAUCACCACUGUAAUUGUCCCAAGAGUGUUACUGUCUUAUUUAAAUGUAUUACCUCUGAAAUUGCUUUGGGAGUGUUACAAGUCUGUGGACCUUGUGGGGUCUGCAGAAGCUGAUGGGAAAUUCUGGGAAUGGGAUGCACUCUCUGUGUGUGUAUCUAUGGACAGAUAAAACAGAAUUACCUUGGUGCCUUUGGUAAUAUUCAUAGCCUACUAGAGGGGCAGAUGCAGUGGAGUUCACAUGCAGUUUAUUUACUAGACAUCUCUAAUACAUGGGGGUAAUCAAACCCCAUGUAUGUACACACCUACAUGCGUGUACUGCAGCACGUGGGGAAGAUCCAAAUAGAUGCAUCUAUAUUGUGACAUAUUUUUUAGAAACAUUUGUCUCUAAAAGAGCUUUCUUCAGAUUUUAAAAUGAAAAAGGUAAGAAAUGCUAUCAUUUGUAUUGCAUAAAGAAGACAAACUCUACUGUAUCUGUAAAGACAGGUAUUUUAAUCACUUUAUUCAUAUCAGCAAGGCCGAGUUUUCAGUAGUUUACACUUCUAAUAGACAACAAUACAGAAUUUGCAACUGCAUUAACAUAAUUAUUCUUGACACAUCCACUACACAGUGAAGAUACUAUAGUUACAUCCUGUACACCUAGAAUGACAGAGCACUGCCACCUUGUUUGUACUACAGCUAGGAUGGUACCGUGUAUUUACAUUUGGCUGUCUUUCAGCUAGUCUCUUAGAGACAAAUUAGAAGAGGUGCAGAAACCUCUAGUACCAAGUUGGAGGUUUUACCAGGUUUUUUGUUACAUUGUGAUUAUGGUCAGUAUUGAAUUUUGCUACCUUUUCAUCUACUACACAUGGGGUUUUGAUGGAAUUAUAGGAAGUGUUAUUUUUUUUUAGAUAUAAAAAUGAGGUCGUGGGUACCAUACUCUCCAGACAAGUAUUUCAGAUGUCACUGUUUUAAGAAUGUAUGUUAAGAAGGUCAACGCUUUUCAAAAAUAGAUACUUUUUUGUUAAACUAAAUAGCUAAAGAUACAGUAUUGCAUAAUGGAGGAAAGAAUGCUCUUCUAUUUCUCAAAACGGAGGUAAAACUACAGCUGUUCCUGUGGGUUUAGGAUCUGUUAUUUGAUUGUUGUACUGUGAUCAGAUCCCGAGAGCACUGUGAGAAAUGUUUCACUUGUUCUUUGAUUGUUUACACAUCUUAAAGAAAACCAACCUCCUUUUUUCUGUUACAAGCCUGCCAUGUUAAAUGUUGAGAAAUCACUUAUUUGUCACAAGAACACUGAUGCUACCACAGUUUGUAUUGCUUUUUCAAAAAAGAAAAAAAAAAGUAAUUAUGAGAGACGCUGCAGCCUUCAGAAGGCGGCUGGCUAAAGCAGCCGGUGCUCCCGCUGAGAGACCCAGAACCCACAGUCACAGAGAGGCGGCUGCGGGGAAAACACAGCCGUCACCAAGCCACCAAGCAAGGUAGUUUUUAGUAUUUGUGCCCCAGAAUGAUAAUGCCAAUCAUAGAUUACAAGGGUUUUGCUCAUACACAGUGGUCUGUUUAUGCCACCUGAAAUUGUCAUGUAAAGUGACAUCAACUCUGCAAGAAAUGUAUGGUGUAAAAUAUUCCUGUUCCCGUUCUAUUUUUAAAAAUUUUAUUUUCAUUUCCAGAUCUGGCUUGUAUUUGAGUCUGACCUUAUUAUUGCUUAAAAGACUAAAAAUUCACAACUAAGCUAAUGUUUCUGCUUAAAGCAAAUAUCAGGGAAAUUUCUAGUGUGAGCAGCCAUGCAAAAGGUAAAAAAAGCUUAAGAAUGUGAACUAAUACAAGCACUGAAGUCAGUGGUGGGCCCAAAUUUUAUUGCAUCUGCCUACGAUACUGUACUAAAACUGAAGCCUAAACCACAGGCUAAGACUUUUCCAAAUACCCAGAUUCUUUUUCUCAUGCAGGCAAAUGGUUCAGAAAGCUGUAAUAAAUCAGAAUUCCAAGCAGUUGUGACUUUGAUAAGAAAAAGCGUGAGGCUUUCCAACUUGAAAAGCCUAAUGACAACUUAUUGGUCAAAGAUGUUUGGAACUGCUGCUGGGUGGAUCAGAGAAGGGGUUUAAAAUGUAAAAUUUCAAGCCUGUGCUUCCUGUAUGGUAUUCCAGAAGAGUUAGAAAGUCAAAUGCUUAAAUGUUUUGUGUGCAUUCUGGAAAAAACAAGUUCAAAAUCAACUGUGAGACAGCGCAUGCUGCAAACUUUGGGGCAUUAUUCGCUAUGAUCAGUAUCAGCAGAACCUAAGACAGUUCGGAAUAUUUUUCUAAGUUUUGUCUCACCUUUUCUAGUUACAGUCACAGUUCAUUGCAAAGACCUCACAAAUGCCUGGAUGCACAAUCAAUAACGUAAAUUUAUUGUAUUUCUUUCAAAUUUAAACUUAAAACUGAUAAAGGUUAACUGAAUGACAUGACUCUAAUUCCUGAUCUGUGUCCAUCAGUUAUGUUAGGUAUAUUGGAGCAGUUUGGGACGCAGAGCUUUGCUCCGCAGUAGUGAGUAGUAUGUACAUUUAAUAUGUACUUUACAGUUUGCCUAAGAUAGAGGUGGUAGGGCAAAGCUUUCUGUAGUCUCUGUUAAAUUAAGCUCAUCAGGUUUUAAUGCAGAUACUGUGUAUUAAGCUGCAAACCACAACCAAGUGCCAGUGCUCCGUGCAGGAAGGAAAGAAAACGUUGAAGCUAAGCAGGUGGUUGGGUUUGGUUUUCAUUUGUAGUUGAGUCUGUAUCUGGAAGAAACCUGAAACUGUAAAACAAAACCAGACCUACCCCACUCCAUUUAUAUAUCGGGUUUCUAAAAUUCCUAAAGCCCUGUCAUUUCACAGAACCAAAGAAUAUGUAGUCUCUCUCUGAAAUGAUGCUGUGUGUGAUUCUUAGCUAAAGGCAGUAUUGACCUGCAACUCGCAGGAGGAAAUACUACCUGUAGUACAGUUUGCCUUAUCUGCCCUUACGGGACAUUGGGACUUAGUUUUCCUCCUAUAAAAUAAGGUCUUAAAAAUAGAACAUUUACCCCAGCACCCUCUCUUGAAAUGGUUCAUAUAUCUGAGCUCUGCCCGCUGCCAGUCUUCUGACAGCAUGUUAAUUUUCCAGACCACAUUUGAUACGAGUGGUCUGCAUGAGGUUUAGAGAGGCCGGCAUGUGGGCAUCGCAUCCAUCCGGGCUGCGCUGGGGCUCAGCCCAGUACCCUGCCACUCCCCUCAGCCACGCCUGGCCUGCAGCCGUCCUCCACCUAGGAGUAAAGUGCACUCUGCCCUGAGCUGGCAAUACAGAUAAAAUCUUAAACACACUUCUGGCUUGGAGUGAAAAAAUGUUACAAACCAGCCUGAAAAGGCUGUUACCUGUGAUAACACAGCCCUGUUGCACUAAAUGGAAGCUGUCCUUAACCAAGACGGAUGUUUAAAUGUCAUGGUUUUGUUAUCUUGGGUGUUGUGCAGGAUUUUUGUUAAUAAAGCUCUGACCUGCC
This is a messenger RNA of Strigops habroptila (Kakapo), 5617 nucleotides long. RefSeq names its product beta-1,3-N-acetylgalactosaminyltransferase 1 (globoside blood group) (gene B3GALNT1). Gene Ontology annotation, cellular component: membrane. The transcript has 2 exons. The record is from RefSeq and is a predicted model, not a curated record. The coding region runs from base 578 to 1687 and encodes 369 amino acids. NCBI's taxonomy places the organism in Eukaryota, Metazoa, Chordata, Aves, Psittaciformes, Psittacidae. Gene Ontology annotation, molecular function: N-acetyl-beta-D-glucosaminide beta-(1,3)-galactosyltransferase activity.